UCAUUUUGCGCCAAUGACUUAAAGAAGAGCGCGUUAUCCUUACCAAACCAGCGGAGAAUUGGUCAUGUUACAGAAAAACAAAGCACGCCUGGAGUCAAACGUGAGGGAUACAUUCAGAAAAUGACCGCAUCACUACACCUAUGAGUUCAUUAGAUCCUGCGCCUUACCGAUAUUUCAGCAAAAUGAACGCCGUGCAAUCAAACUCAACACCCCAGGGUCUGGUUACAGCUUGGGAUACCAUAACGCUUGCACUGCUGUCACCUGACCUGGACAAUACUCCGUCUGAAGAGGCUCUCUCAGAUGACUUGGACUUGCUCUGUCGAUGCGGAGGCGGUCAGUACGUGGAGGGUUGGCUUCUGGACACCUUGCACAUGAAUCUAACUUCGGCAGUGGUGCCCGACUUCUGGACUGGACUGAAGCUACCAGAUGGGGAGAAAGUGCAGGAGAAAGAGCGUGCCAGGAUUCUGUUACAGGCCUUUCGUACCCUGCUGACACGUCUUGAACCGUCAUUAGGUGGUCUAGAGAGGCUAGGCAGAUGGCAGGACGAGGGCCGGGCAGGCUUGAGUGGCCCCGGGGCCCAGAGUCUAAGGGAGAGGGCCUUCACCGCCAUCAGGGCCAUCCUGCUCUUCUCUCCCCCUGACCUCCUCCAGGAGCGGAUGCUGGAGUUCUACAGCCGCACCUUCUCCGUCCACAUGAACCAGGCCGGGCAGGGGACGGCAGGUGGGGAGGAGGAGGAGGAGGAAGCAGCCAUGGGCGCCCAGGGGAAGGUCUGCCAGGGCUGUGCAGUAAGCCCUCAGGAGUGCUGGUGUCCGGAGGCCCUGGAGCAGUUGCGAGAGUUGAGCCAUAUUCUGUCGAGACUGCAGCUCCUGGAGAGGGUGAGCUCAGAUGCCGUCACCUCCAUCCUCCACAAGUUGAUUGAGCAGAGGAUGGAGCAGCGUUGCCGUGGAGAGUACGAGAUCUCCUUCCUCUCAGACUUUCAGGGUUGGCUGGAUCAGGUGUUGGGCUGGGUGAGCAGAGUCUUUGUCAGUGAGGUGGACGUCAGGAGGACGCCAGGAAGUGCGGUGGUACUAGGCUGCAGUGGAGAGCGGGCAGCAGGGCAGCAAAACAGUGCCAUCCUGCAGCGCUGGCGCCACCACAUGCAGCAGUUCUUCUGCAGGAUUUAUGCCAGCAUGAGGAUCGAGGAGCUCUUCAGCAUCAUCAGAGAUUUUCCAGAGUCUCUGCCUGCCAUAGAGGAUCUUAAAUUCUGUUUGGACAGAACCAGUCAGAGGCAACAGCUCCUCACCUCCCUAAAGUCUGCCUUUGAGACCCGCCUCCUGCAUCCAGGGGUUCACACAUCUGACAUCAUUACUGUGUACAUAUCGGCCAUCAAAGCCCUGCGGCACCUGGACCCCUCCAUGGUCAUCCUGCAGGUAGCCUGUCAACCCAUCCGCAAAUACCUCAGGACACGGGAGGACACUGUUCGCCAGAUCGUGGGCAGUCUGACUGGGGAUGCGGAGGGUUGCACCGACCUGGCCAAUGAGCUCUCGCGCGCCGACCCCGUCACCCUGGAGACCCAGGACAGCGAGGAUGAGGGCAGUGACCCCGAAGAGUGGACACCAGACCCCAUAGAUGCACUAACAGACAAAACAGGCUCAAAACACCGGUCCUCAGACAUCAUCAGUCUGCUGGUCAGUAUCUACGGCAGCAAACAGAUCUUUAUUGAUGAGUACCGCACCGUCCUGGCCGACAGACUGCUUCAGCAGCUCAACUACAGCACCGCCAGGGAGAUCCGCAAUGUGGAGCUGCUGAAGCUUCGGUUUGGUGAAUCUCAUAUGCACCUGUGUGAAGUGAUGCUUAAGGAUGUGGCCGAUUCGCGUCGGAUCAACACAAACAUCCGCGAGGAGGAGGCCCGUCUGCCCCCAGAGGAGCAGCCCGCCUUGGCCUUGUCGGCCAUGAUCCUGUCGUCCGAGUUCUGGCCCCCCCUCAAGGACGAGCGCAUGGAGCUGCCCGCCGUGGUCACGCAGGCCAUGGAGACCUACACACACCGCUACGAGAAGCUCAAGGCCAUGAGGACGCUCAACUGGAAGUCUCACCUGGGCACGGUGACCCUGGACCUGGAGCUGGAGGACCGCACGCUCUCCAACCUCUCCGUCUCCCCCAUCCACGCAGCCAUCAUCCUGCACUUCCAGGAUAAGGCCUCGUGGAACCUGGAGGAGCUGAGCGGGGCGCUGGCGGUGCCCCAGGAGGUGGUGCGGCGGAAGCUGGCGCUGUGGCAGCAGCACGGCGUGGUGCGCGAGGAAGCGGGCGGCCGCUACACGGUGCAGGAGACGGCGCCCGCCGCGUCCGGGCGCGAGAAGCACGAGCGCUCAGUCCUGCUGCUGGACAGCGACGAGGAGGGAGAGACCAACACGGCCACGCAGUCCGAGCAGAGGGAGGAGAAACUACGGCUGUUCUGGGCGUAUAUCCAAGCGAUGCUGACCAACCUGGAGAGCAUGACGCUGGAGCGUAUCCACACCAUGCUGCGCAUGUUCGUGUCCUCCGGGCCCGUGGUGACCGAGAUGGAGAUCGGCGAGCUGCAGGCCUUCCUGGACAAGAAGGUGCGAGACCACCAGCUCCUCUCCUCGGCCGGCGUGUACAGGCUACCCAAGUCGCCUCACCACUGACGGCCGAGAAAGGGAGAGAUGACCGCUGUUAGAUCUAGCUCAUGCUGUUGUGAAUGCGUAACGUCUUGUUGACACUCCAAUUCAGUUUGGCGACAGAUUGCCGUCAAGUUGCCAACUUCACAUUUAUAGUUUGAACAUGCCAAAUAAACAUGUAUUAUGUGUACAUUG
Sardina pilchardus (European sardine) is the source of this 2810-nucleotide messenger RNA. It is a transcript of the gene anapc2, whose product is annotated as anaphase promoting complex subunit 2. Gene Ontology annotation, molecular function: ubiquitin protein ligase binding. Lineage: Eukaryota; Metazoa; Chordata; Actinopteri; Clupeiformes; Clupeidae. The coding region runs from base 141 to 2642 and encodes 833 amino acids. The record is from RefSeq and is a predicted model, not a curated record. Gene Ontology annotation, biological process: protein K11-linked ubiquitination; ubiquitin-dependent protein catabolic process; metaphase/anaphase transition of mitotic cell cycle. Gene Ontology annotation, cellular component: anaphase-promoting complex. The transcript has 14 exons.